Molecule: messenger RNA, 1963 nt
Organism: Physcomitrium patens
Lineage: Eukaryota; Viridiplantae; Streptophyta; Bryopsida; Funariales; Funariaceae
Product: 3-oxoacyl-[acyl-carrier-protein] synthase, mitochondrial
Biological process (GO): fatty acid biosynthetic process
Cellular component (GO): mitochondrion
Molecular function (GO): 3-oxoacyl-[acyl-carrier-protein] synthase activity
Source: RefSeq, a predicted model, not a curated record
CUAUCUGCGAGCGAGUGAGCGGCGCAGCGAGGAAUGGAAAUUUUUUCAUAGUCACGGAAUUCCGGGGUAUGGGUUGUGAUUCUCAUGUAGUCCCACGAGUUGGGUUCUGCUUCUUCUUCUUCUUCUUCGAUCGAUAGAUUUAUCCAUCGAUGCAGGAGUACCAGCAGCAGCUCGUGUGAGCGAUGGUGCGCUAUCGCAGGUUCAUCGUUGAUGGGCUGCUCAAACGAGGAGCUCGACGCCUAAGCUAUGACUGGAGCUCUCUUCCACCUCCAGAAAUUCCCCAGCGCCGUGUUGUGGUCACAGGGUUGGGAUUAGUAACCCCUCUCGGAGCAGGAGUGCAAGUGAGCUGGGACAGAUUGAUUGCACUUAAGACUGGAGUACAAGCCCUGAGUGCCGAGAGUCUAAGGCUAAAGGAUCCUGGAUUGCUGCAGCAGCUUCCUUCUCGAGUGGCUGCGCUUGUGCCUCGCGGAUCUGCUGCCGGUGACUUUGAUGUCGAGAAAUGGCUGAAUUCGACCAGCCCAGCUUUCAUAGCUUACGCACAAUGUGCUGCUGAGGAAGCCCUGACAGACGCAAAUUGGCAUCCUCAAGACGCCGCUGACCUAGAGCGCACGGGUGUUGCAAUUGGUGGUGGAAUUGGUUCUAUCAACGAUAUCCUGGAAGCAGCUCACCUUAUCAAUAAGAAGGAGUUGCGUCGCCUGACCCCUUUCUUUGUACCUCGUAUUUUGAUCAACAUGGCAGCUGGUCACGUCAGCAUUCGCCAUGGUUUUAAGGGGCCUAAUCAUGCUGUCGUGACAGCAUGCGCAAGUGGAGCUCAUUCUUUGGGUGAUGCCGCUCGCAUGGUUAAGUUCGGAGAUGCAGAUGUCAUGGUGGCAGGAGGAACUGAAUCAAGUAUUGAUCCAUUGUCAAUGGCUGGAUUUUGCAGGGCGAGAGCGUUGAGUACGAAGUUCAACGAUAACCCCACGCAUUCAUCCAGGCCUUUCGACCAAGCUCGAGAUGGAUUUGUAAUGGGUGAAGGUGCAGGUGUUGUAGUAUUAGAGGAGUAUCAGCACGCGCUAAAUAGAGGAGCAAAGAUCUAUGCUGAAAUACGAGGUUAUGGCAUGUCAGGAGAUGCACAUCACAUUACUCAACCAUCACAAGAGGGAAGAGGAGCAUAUUUAGCUAUGAGUCGUGCCCUGCAACAGGCAGGUUUGCAACCUACAGACGUAGACUACAUAAACGCACAUGCCACGUCAACCCCCUUAGGUGAUGUAGUUGAGGCACGAGCCAUACGGGAUGUGUUCAAGGAUCAUGCUCACUCAGGUCGCCUAGCGUUAUCCUCUACAAAGGGCGCCACAGGUCACUUACUAGGAGCAGCGGGCGCUGUGGAAGCCAUUUUCUGUGUCCUGGCUCUUCAUCAUGGCAUUUCACCACCAACAUUGAAUUUGGAGCAGCCUGAUCCUAUAUUUGACGGUCAUUUUUGCCCUCUCAAAGCGUCCAAGUCCAUGAACAUCCGAGCAGUAUUGACAAACUCAUUUGGUUUUGGUGGUACAAAUGCGGCUCUGGUGUUUACUGCCCCACCAGUGUCGUAGAGUCAGCAGUUUAUCAUGGCAGGCGGGCCUUUUUCAUACGAAUAGUUUUACCAAAAUACUGCAGAAUUUUUUUCAUAGAAGGGCUAAUUAUAGUAAAACAGUUAUUGAAAUCGCUCCUCGAUAUUGAGUGAAAAGCUGAAAUGAAAAAAACCGGUGGAAGCCAUUGAAUGAUUUUCCUGCGUUAGGAAACUUAAUGUCUAAGCUGUACAAUGCCAAAUGCCAUAGCUGAAAGCGAGUUAACUAAAUCAACUCGGAUACAGUCAACAGGAAGAAGAAAAGAGCCACAGGUAGGUUUUCUCAAACUACCUGUCAAACUUAACUAACAUAAUGCUAUAAAGUGCAGAGUAGCUUAAUGAAGUGCUUUUAAGCAUUACAUAGCAUUCUGAAUUUUAUAA